This is a messenger RNA of Formica exsecta, 1964 nucleotides long. RefSeq names its product TGF-beta-activated kinase 1 and MAP3K7-binding protein 1-like. The coding region runs from base 72 to 1487 and encodes 471 amino acids. The record is from RefSeq and is a predicted model, not a curated record. Gene Ontology annotation, biological process: protein dephosphorylation. Gene Ontology annotation, molecular function: protein serine/threonine phosphatase activity. NCBI's taxonomy places the organism in Eukaryota, Metazoa, Arthropoda, Insecta, Hymenoptera, Formicidae. The transcript has 6 exons.
GUUUCCAAGACCAUGCAAAAUAAUUGUCUCUAUCAAGUUUUGUUGAUUAUUAAUUGAAGUAAGAAGAAAUAAUGUCUGCAGGGGUAGAACGUCCAGCUUCGAUGCUUUUUCAAGAUAGUCAGUAUAAUUGGACGGAUGAUUUGCCAGUCUGCAAACAAUCUGGAGUGGGCUUUUCUACUAAUCAGAUCUAUCGAGAAGAUGGAUACCGACAAGAGGAGCAUCCAUUUGAGGAUCGCAGUUUUCACUGCAGAUAUGACGAUUCCACAUUUCUUUACGCGGUAUUUGAUGGUCACGAAGGCACUAAAGCAGCCAAUUUUGCUAUGCAAAGAGUGGCUGCAGAAAUCUUGCUCGGGCAAUUAAAUGGCAAAUCAAGUGAUGAGGAAGUGAAGGAAGUUCUUCGACAGGCAUUCAUAGCAGUUGAAAAAGGAUAUCUAGAAUCAAUUGGUGAUUCGUUAGCGGAACGAGCUAGUCUACAGUUUGACAUACCCGAUGGACUGAACUCUUAUGAGACCUAUCAAAAAUUUCCAGACCUCGUUGACAAGCUAAAUACGCUAAAUUGCGAAUUGUCAUCUGGGACCAGCGCUGUGGUUGCCUUAGUUUAUAGAGGAAAAUUGUACGUCGCGAAUGUCGGCGAUAGCAGGGCUCUGUUAUGCAAAACAGACAGCAAUCAAGUUUUACGAGUCAUACAAUUAAGCAUGGACCAUGAUUUGAGGAAUGAAGACGAGCUUUUACGAUUAUCUCAACUAGGUUUGGACGUCGAAUCGAUCAGGCAAGGUUCUCAUCUUGGAAAUCAGGAGAACACGCGCUGUCUUGGCAACUAUCUUGUCAAGGGAGGAUACAGAGAGUUUGAGGAGCUAGCAGCUUCCGUGGCGGAACCGAUCAUCGCCGAACCGGAGAUUCACGGUAGUAUUGAGCUGGACGAUUCCUGCAGAUUUCUAUUGCUCAUGUCGCGUGGCUUAUACAAAUCGUUGGAGGAAGCGACCGGUACCGAUCAAGUCAACAAGGAAUUAGCUUUGAUAGCCGUGGAACAGUUUCGGGUACAAUCAACUUUAACUGGUGUCGCCCAGGCGGUGGUCGACAAGGUUGUGAGGAUCCACCAUGAUGUGAACAUGAGCAACACGCAAAACACCAUGAUCACCAGUAAACGCGACGACAUAACUCUCCUGGUGCGAAACUUCAACUUCCCACUAUCACACGCCCUGAAGAGUCCCACCAGUCAGUCUGUUAGAUUCAAUCCCGUAGUGCAGACCGCGCCAAUCAGCAUACCGGACAACGAGGAUCUCUCGAGUACCAGCACCGGCAUCACUGACGAUAACUUUAACACGUCGACGACUGAGACGUCAACGACGUCAGACAUGUAUCCGCCUGGUGCCAGAAUAACAGAUCGAAAUGCCAGAAUCAAGCCUUACGUAGAUUUCUCGGAAUAUUAUGAAAACGUCGAGAAGAGAAGAAAAGAGGGAACUCUGCCGGAAGGUAUAGACUUCUAACAUAUUUAGUUUAUUUCUUGUAAAUAGGAUAUUUAAACUAUCAAGAUUGAUAUUGUGCAGUCAUUUAAUAUAUAGCAUGAAUAUUUCUAUGAUCGCAGUAUGUGUAUUUUUAAUGAACUUUUGGACAAAAAUCCAUUUAUACAUCAAAAAGAGUAAAAUUUAUAACACAACACAACAAGUCUUUUCAUCAAAAUGUAUUUAUGAUUCUCCCAUAAAUUUAUUAAAUUUAGGAUGUUUAUGUUUCAAAAAUUAUUUACUAUCUUAGCUCAUUUGAUGUAAAAAUAAUAAUGGAAAAAUAUCAAUAAAUAUUUAAAAUAUCUUUAAUUUUGGACGCGGAAUAUUUAUGUGACAUUAAUUUAGUGGUUCAAAUUUAAAUUAAGACAUAUGUGCUUAAGGGGAUUUCUGCCUCUCUCUUGCAUAUGCACGUAAUAUAGGACUUGAACUAUCAUAUAAUUUGAAAUAUAUUUACAUAUCACA